Molecule: messenger RNA, 990 nt
Organism: Saprolegnia parasitica CBS 223.65
Lineage: Eukaryota; Oomycota; Saprolegniomycetes; Saprolegniales; Saprolegniaceae
Exons: 2
Coding region: 1-990 (329 amino acids)
Molecular function (GO): oxidoreductase activity
Source: RefSeq, a predicted model, not a curated record
AUGACGUGGUAUGAAGCCCACGGGCACGUGCGUCUUUCUCUACUGGCACCGGCGCUUCCUUCUCGGGGUUUGAAAAACAUGCUCCGGUCCCUCGACCCGUCGUUUGCGUGCGUCACGAUCCCGUACUUUGACUACGUUCAAGACAGCGUCGCAUUCCGCGCCGGGUCGUGCAAGUCUGUCUCGGCUUGCUCGAGCAUUGCGCGCGAGCUCACGGGCUUCAAGACGUCGUUCCAGUGGAGCCGCGGCAACUGGGCGACCGCCAAAUUUACACCCGACAUGAGUUUUGUCAACAUCAAAUCGACCGUGCUGCCGUCGGGCCAGUCGAAGACGCUCGCCGAUGUGAGUAGCAGCAUCGAAGGCCGUGUCCACAACUCGGUGCACAACUUGCUCGGCGCUGACAUGACAACGGCGUCUUCGCCCAAAGAGCCCAUGUUCUGGUCGCACCACGCGCUCAUCGAUCUCCUCCACACCAUCAACUUUGAGUGCCGCGCCAAGGGACUCCCGAAGAACGACCCCAAGGUCUUUUCGAGCUGCUCAGUGCGCAGCGGCGCUGCCAAGGUCGAUGCGAACUCGGUCGUCAACAUGCUCGAAGACGGCACGAGCCAGAACGUCGACGAGACGGCGGUCACCAAGCCGUGGUUUGCCGGUGUCCCCAACAAGUACUACGAUCUCUCGGACGUGACGCAGCUCGGCGCCUUUAGCUACAACUACGAGAUGAGCGGGUUCCUCAAGGACUUGCUCACCAACUGUGACAACGUCGUCCCCGACAACCGCGAAGACGCCGUCAUCGUCGACACGCCGCACGUCCUCAAGAGCACGUACCGCAAGGACAAUGCCGACGAACGUGUCUGGCAGCGCGCCAUGAUGCAACUCGGUGCCGCUUCGAACCUCACGGUCUCGGACGCCGAGCUCGAGAUGGAAAAGGUGCAGACGCUUUUGUACGAAAACUGCUUUCCCGGCACGAUCCAGGAUUUCGACCCCGAAACAUGA